CCACCAACGGAAGCGGAGCUUACCACCACAGAGGUAACCACGACGGAAGAGGUAGUGCACUUUUACAACACCGUCAAAGACUCGGACGCUCCAGAACCAAUAAUACCAAAGGUUGAUGAGGUCAAACGAGAAGAAGAAAGAGAGGAGGAAGAAGAAGGGGAAGCGUGCCUAUCAAAGGCAUGCAUUGAUCAUGGAUGCGGUCCAAAUGGGGACUGUGUUCCGAUAAACCAAACCUCCUACAGGUGUCAGUGCAAAUUAUACUACGAUGUCAAGCCAAUAGAGCGGGCAGCAAAGUUUGAUGGCAACUCUUUCCUGGAAAUCUCGUCGGACGAGUUCCCACAUUUAACAUCUGAAAAAGAAGAGGUUGUGGAAUUCAAAUUCAAGACAAACGAAUCCGAUGGAGUAAUCUUUUGGCAAGGACAACAACCUGGUACUUCUGUUGUCGGAGAGGAUUACUUUUCGGUUGGGUUGUCGAAUGGAUAUCUACAUUUCUCAUAUGAGUUAGGAGGAGGUGCUGCCCAUAUGGUAUCAGAGAACAGAGUCGAUGACGACAAAGAACACCACAUUCGACUGGAGAGACGAGGCCGCCGUGGAGUUUUGAAAAUUGACGACCAGGUUAAAAAGAAUGGUCUGAGUAGUGGUAUUCUGGCUAUGCUCAACGCCGAUGGGAACAUCUUCAUAGGGGGAGUACCGGACGUCUACAGAGAUACAGGCGGACUUCACUCAAAAAAUUUUGUUGGUUGUGUUGCGGACGUUGCGUUAAAUGGUGAAAUAAUUGACCUUAUGGGAACAGCUAUCGAUGGAAAAAAUGUGAGACCAUGCGACGAGUGGAUUUCACCUAGGAGGAGGCGACUGAAAGGAAGAAGACGACAACGAGAUUGGACGUUGCUGUGA
Molecule: messenger RNA, 894 nt
Organism: Cooperia oncophora
Lineage: Eukaryota; Metazoa; Nematoda; Chromadorea; Rhabditida; Trichostrongylidae
Source: the annotation of a GenBank genome assembly